UUCAGGAGAAUCGAAUCGGACGGAGGGAGGGGCGUGAAGAAGACGCCAGACCUCGGCAAUGGCGGGAAUGGCUCUGUCCUUGAGGAGCCGCUCGAGGUUAGCGCCGUCUCUCCUCGUCUUCCCCUGGCUCCCGGCGGCCCGACGAGGCGAAGGAGCGCAGGUGUUGCGGAGGGCCGUGGCUCCGAGCACCGUGAGGCCCGCCUGGCCGGCCGCCCCUCCGCUGUGGAGGCCUCACUGUACGGCCGCGACGGAGGAGUCGACCCCGGCGGCCCCUGACCCCCUGGCCCACCUGCGGCAGAACCCCUGGGAGUAUCUGGACAGCGAAGAAUAUAUCGAGCGCUAUGGGGAGAUUCCCAUCUGGAAGGAUUACAGACGGAACCACAAAGGUGGAAUCCCUCCCCAGAAAACACGCAAGACCUGCAUCAGAGGAAGUAACGUCUGUUCAAACCCGUGCCCGGCUUGCCGAGACUCAAAGAUCAUAAUGGACUUCAAGAAUAUUCGUCUUCUGCAGCAGUUUAUUUGCCCGCACCAAGGCAUUGUUUUUGACCCGUCGCUAACCGGUCUCUGCCAAAGGCAGCAUAAAAAUCUACUGGCAGCGAUUAAGAAAGCCCAAGACUACGGCCUGCUGCUGAUAGAGCUGCCGCUGCUCGCCGAGCCGGCGACGCCGGAGGACUUCACGAACGCGCACGGCGCCGUGUCGCUCACGCCCCCGCCGCCGCACUGUGCCGGCGGCUCUCCCGGCGACCCGUGGUACCCGUGGUACGCCUGGAGGCAGCCGCCCGCCCGCGAUGUCGAGAAACUCCGCGGGCUCUACAAGGGAUUCCUCAAGAAAGACCGACAAUGACGGCGGCAAGGGUGAUGGACGACGCUGAUUACGAUGACGAUGACGAUGACGACGACGCAGCGCUGACGUCGGAGGUUAGCGGCAAGCCGAAAACUAGAAGGGAUACGGCAAAUGUUGUAACGAUGAUGAUGUUUUUCGAUAUGGUGCCUUUUUAGUCCGGGCUGGGGGGGGGGGGAUUAAUCUCGGAGCCCUUUGCACGCAAUGCGCGACCGACUUACAUCUCGUCUCAAAUAUUUUUAAAGGACACCCCCGGUGGCAGCUGUCCACGUGCAGCCAAGGUGAUUCGGCACUUGUCCUGCGAGCGGGCAUCAGUCUGCCGCCAGUAAGAGGGGGGGGAGGAUCGAUGAUCGCUCUGUGUAAUCCCAACUGAGUGAUCAUCAGGCAGAGGUUGGCACUGCCCUCUCAGCGUCACCUUGUCCUUUGUUGAACCAGGAGAUUCAAUAAAAACGAUUGUGACUCGUGCAACUUUGCCUAUUUGCAAGGGAGGGGGCGGGGGGGGGGGGGUGACCUAUAUUUUUUACUGUCAUUUUACGUUUCUGACAUUUGAAAUCUAAAACUCAUCUCUUUUUGCGUUGCGAUAAACGAGCCUCAGCCGAGUCACUCCCGACAACUUGGCCCGGGACGCUCCCAAAUUGGUUUGUUUUUUCUCCUUCCCGCUCGCAGCUGCAAAAGCCGAGCCGUGGCGCGUUCGUCGCGAGCGCGUUGAGCGAGCGGAGACGCACGUUGAGCGAGCGGAGACGCACGUUUCUCUGCCAGCUCGCUGUCCGAGGCGGCUGGCCACGCGCGCGCGCGGAUGGCUCACCGCAGUGGCCGAUAUCAUCGCACGUGGGAACACGUAGCAGCGGCCCGAAUAAAAACGAAACAAAAUUGA
Molecule: messenger RNA, 1715 nt
Organism: Petromyzon marinus (sea lamprey)
Lineage: Eukaryota; Metazoa; Chordata; Hyperoartia; Petromyzontiformes; Petromyzontidae
Gene: MRPS18B
Product: mitochondrial ribosomal protein S18B
Biological process (GO): mitochondrial translation
Cellular component (GO): mitochondrion; ribosome
Molecular function (GO): structural constituent of ribosome
Source: RefSeq, a predicted model, not a curated record